CUCUCUCUCUCUCUCUCUCUCUCGGCACAUAAGAAUUAUCGCCACUUGUUCUUCUCUCUCUCUCUCUCUCUGCGCGCGCGCGCGCGCUCUUUUGCUUAAUAAUCAGGGGCCAAACAAUGAAUGAAGUUUAGGCUCUCCUUUGGAAAUGAUCUCCAGCUACUGAUUUGGUGCUCGUCGAAUGCGAUCCAAUUUGGAGAAUGCCUUCAGUUUCUCAUCCUCCACUAACGUUUACCUGGAACUUGGCUACCGGAAUUUCAGCUUCGGAUCUCCUUCAUUGCUCGAGUAAUGGUGUUGUUUGUGUGCCUUUGAAAUCUCUAGGGAGGGCUCAAUUUGGUGCAACAAGAAGGGAUUUUGCACUCUCUGCGAAGAAUAGAAAGGGAAAGAAGCACGAGGAUCCAAUUCCAUGGUCUAAUGUGGAUCCUAAUGAUGAUGGUGAAAUACUACGUGCUAUCUCACCUUUCAAGCCUUUGAAUGAGGAGCAAAAGCCAGUUAUUUUGGAUUUUGAGAAGCCUCUAGUGAAUCUGCAAAAGAAGAUAAUGGAGGUACAGAAGAUGGCGAAUGAAACUGGUCUGGAUUUUACUGGUGAAAUUAAGUUGCUUGAAGAAAAGUACGAACAGGCUCUAAAGGAUCUGUAUUCAGGCCUGGAGCCAAUAGAGAGAGUACAUAUUGCUCGGCAUCCUCACAGACCAACUACGCUUGAUCACGUGUUCGAUAUGACAGAAAAUUUUUUUAUAGAGUUUCACGGCGAUCGUGCCGGUUAUGAUGAUCCUGCUAUUGUCACUGGUCUUGGACGUAUAGAUGGACGAAAUUACAUGUUCAUGGGCCAUCAAAAGGGUAGAAAUGCGAAGGAGAGCAUUCAGCGCAAUUUUGGGAUGCCAACUACACAUGGUUACCGCAAGGCACUGCGUAUGAUGUAUCAAGCUAAUCAACGUGGAAUUCCAAUUAUUACUUUCAUUGACACUCCGGGGGCAUUCACAAACCUAAAAUGCGAGGGUGAUGCUAUGGCUCAAAACUUAAGAACCAUGUUUGGUCUUAGGGUACCAAUUAUUUCCAUUGUCAUUGGGGAAGGUGGUUCUGGUGGCGUGUUGCCCAUUGGCUGUGCUAAUAAAUUGUUAAUGCUCCAAAAUGCAGUUUUCACUAUUGCCAGCCCAGAAGCAUGUGGUUCAACUUUAUACAAAAGUGCAAAAGAGUCUCCAAAGGCUGCUAAGAAGAUUAGGAUAACUGCACAAGAAUUGUGCGAGCUAAGGAUUGCAGAUGGAAUCAUACAGGAGCCACUUGGCGGGGCUCAUGCUGAUCAACACUUAACGUCACAAAGAAUAAAAUCUGCAAUCACUGAAACAAUGGAUGAGCUCUUAAAGAUGGACACACAAGAGUUGCUACAACAACGCAGGUUGAAGUUCCGAAAUAUUUGCCUGUACCAGGAGGGAAUUCCUGUGCCGAUAAAAAAAGAAAAGGGAAUUCCAGUAUAUCCAAAAAGGAGAGUCACUGUGAGAAGGAGAGAGAAACCCACUCUUGAUGAAAAGAUAGAAAAAGUCAUUCCAAUAAAUGAUAAAGAAAAACCUAUUUCUAAGAAAAAGGAAGGAAAACCUAUUCUCAAACGUGGAAAGACUUCGGCCGUGGCAUUAGAGGGUGAGGUUGAAAGAGUAAAACAACAAAUUCUGAAUGCCACGCAGUCGUCUACUGAUGCUCUAGAGUUGGAUCUGAAUGAUAUGAUAAAUAAGCUGAAAGAAGAAGUUAAACGUGAAUUUUCCAAAGCAGCUAAAUUCAUGGGCUUGAAGGACAACAUCAUGAUGCUUCGGAAAGAAUUUGCAAAAGCAAGGAAUUCAAAGGACCAGCCCGUAAAUCUGGCCAUAAAGGAUAAGAUGGUGAAGCUUGUGGAUGAGUUCAAUCAAGGAUUGCAUGCAGCUCCUAAUUAUGAAAGCCUGAAAUACAAGCUUGACAUGUUGAAUGAAUUGUCUGAAGCCAAGAAUCUUUCUGAGAAGAAUGCGAAACAAGAUACACUACGAAAGGAACUCGGUCAUAAACUCAUUAAGGAGUUGAAGUUGGGCGUGGAGGAACUCCACAGAGAAAUCAACCAUGUAAUUGAAGGUGUUGCCAAUUCAUCAGAUCUGAUGAACAAGAUUAAGGAGGUGAAGUUGGUGGUAGAAAAGGCGGGAAGAACUCCUCCGGAUUUGGAGUCGAAAACUAAGAUAUGGGCUCUGGAACGAGAAAUGAAACGGAGUAUUGCUGAGGCUAUAAACUCCUCCGGAUUGAAAGAGAAGCAUGAGAAGCUGGAGGCGGAGAUUGAGGCGCAGAUUUCUGAGGCCAUUAGAUCAAAUAGUGGGUUGAAUGGGAGUUUGGUUAAAGGAAAUAUGGAAGAACUGAUUCCAAGGGUGAUGAAGCAGAAGCGUCUGAGGUCAGUUGAACAGCAAACCAUGGCGUAGCUUAAUGUGAUUUUGUUUUACGAAUAGAUCAGGGAAUUGAUAUUUCCAACCUUUAUUCAUCUUGCAUCGUCUGGAAACAGAGUCUGCAAGGUUUUGCAUUUGCACCAGCAUGAGAUGGCAAGGACGGACAUUUUCAAUUUCAGGUGGGCGAGUGUACAUGCAGGAAAAAUGGUUUAUUGAACUUAGAAUACUUCAGGGGUCAAGCCUCAAUAAUUGAUAAUAUGUUGACAAACGCUACUGAUAAAGGUGAUUAAAAAAAAUCCUACUAAUAAAAGGGAUAUUUUGAAAUUUGGAGAGACUGAGGUCGUCCCUCAGUUCAUCCGAGAUAGAGAGAGAGAGAGAGAGAAGAACGUUCUUUUGCUUAUUUUUAAACUGGAUUUUUUCCUUAUUUUAACCAGAUAAUCUUCUGGCCGUUUC
Molecule: messenger RNA, 2840 nt
Organism: Rhododendron vialii
Lineage: Eukaryota; Viridiplantae; Streptophyta; Magnoliopsida; Ericales; Ericaceae
Product: acetyl-coenzyme A carboxylase carboxyl transferase subunit alpha, chloroplastic
Exons: 12
Coding region: 198-2423 (741 amino acids)
Biological process (GO): fatty acid biosynthetic process
Cellular component (GO): acetyl-CoA carboxylase complex
Molecular function (GO): carboxyl- or carbamoyltransferase activity; acetyl-CoA carboxylase activity
Source: RefSeq, a predicted model, not a curated record